This is a messenger RNA of Lactuca sativa (garden lettuce), 3089 nucleotides long. RefSeq names its product alpha-xylosidase 1. The record is from RefSeq and is a predicted model, not a curated record. Gene Ontology annotation, biological process: carbohydrate metabolic process. NCBI's taxonomy places the organism in Eukaryota, Viridiplantae, Streptophyta, Magnoliopsida, Asterales, Asteraceae. Gene Ontology annotation, molecular function: carbohydrate binding; hydrolase activity, hydrolyzing O-glycosyl compounds.
CUAAAAUACACCUAAAUCAACGGCCAUAAUUUCUUUAUCCAUACAUAAACAAUCAUUCCAUCCAUAUCGCUCCCAUGACUCUCUUUCCCUCCCCUUUCCUAUAUAUACACUACACCUCACUGUUUCUAUAGCUCUGUAGCUACACCAACUGCACCACCAGUCUCCUCCGCCACCACCCACCGUAAACCACCGCCGACAAUGGUCUCUUCUUCGAGACCCCUUCUACAUCUUGCAGUCGUACUCCUUGUAUCAUCAUGUAUAGCCAGCAUUACAUCUUCUUCUUCUUCUUCAAAAUCCGGACCUGCUCCGAUCGGCAAUGGCUACCGUCUGAUCUCCAUUCAUGAAACCUCCGACGGUGGACUUGUCGGUCAACUCCAAGUCAAACAGAAAAACAACAUCUACGGCCCUGAUAUCCCUCUUUUGCAGCUAUACGUCAAGCAUGAAACCGAUGACCGUUUAAGGGUACACAUUACCGAUGCACAGAAGCAAAGAUGGGAACUACCGUACAACCUCUUACCACGACAACAACCGCCGGAGACGCCGUCAAAACAGACAAAAACCCCCGCCACAACGACGGAAUUCGCCGGAAGCGAGUUGUUAUUCAGCUACACCGCAGACCCAUUUUCGUUCGCCGUAAAAAGAAAAUCCACCGGCGAGACGCUUUUCAAUUCCGCCACCGACAAAUCCUCCCCCUACAACUCUCUAGUCUUCAAAGACCAGUACCUCGAGAUCUCAACAUCUCUACCAAAAGAUGCGUCGUUGUAUGGGCUCGGAGAGAACACACAGCCGCAUGGGAUUAAGCUCUACCCAAACGAAGCAUACACGCUGUGGACGACGGAUCAAUCGGCGAUCAACCUGAAUAUGGAUUUGUACGGAUCACAUCCGGUGUAUAUGGAUUUGAGAAACGUCGGUGGGGAGGCGAAAGCACAUGGGGUUUUGCUGUUGAACAGUAAUGGAAUGGAUGUGGUGUACAGAGGGACCUCUCUGACAUACAAAGUGAUUGGGGGUAUUUUCGACUUUUACUUCUUCUCCGGGACUUCCCCUCUUGCCGUUGUCGAUCAGUAUACUCAACUUAUUGGCCGACCUGCUCCUAUGCCCUACUGGUCUCUCGGCUUUCACCAAUGCAGAUGGGGUUACCACAAUCUAUCAGUCGUCGAAGACGUUGUCCAAAAUUACAAGAAAUCAAAAAUUCCACUCGAUGUAAUUUGGAACGACGACGAUCAUAUGGAUGGACACAAAGAUUUCACUCUCAAUUCCCGAAACUACCCUCGUCCAAAACUCCUUAACUUUUUGAACAAAAUACAUUCUCGUGGCAUGAAGUACAUUGUCAUUAUCGACCCUGGAAUUGGUGUAAAUUCAACUUAUGGUACUUACCAACGAGGUCUAGCUAACGAUGUUUUCAUCAAAUACGAAGGAAAACCCUAUCUGGCCCAAGUCUGGCCUGGGCCAGUUAACUUCCCGGAUUUCCUCAACCCAAAGACCGUAUCCUGGUGGGUUGAUGAAAUCCGAAGGUUCCACGAACUCGUCCCUGUGGACGGGCUCUGGAUCGACAUGAACGAGGCUUCGAAUUUUUGUUCAGGCCUCUGCAAAAUUCCACAAGGGAAACAAUGCCCCAGUGGAACCGGGCCGGGUUGGAUCUGUUGUUUGGAUUGCAAAAACAUUACAAAAACAAAAUGGGACGAGCCCCCAUACAAAAUCAACGCGUCCGCAACAUCUGUCCCGAUCGGAUACAAAACUAUCGCAACUAGCGCAGUGCACUACAACGGCGUCCGGGAGUAUGACGCACAUAGCAUAUACGGAUUCUCCCAGACUGUUGCCACACACAAAGGCCUGCAAGGCCUCCAGGGCAAACGUCCUUUUAUACUUACCCGAUCCACGUUUGUUGGAUCGGGUAAGUAUGCAGCCCAUUGGACCGGCGACAAUAAAGGAACAUGGGAUGAUCUAAAAUACUCAAUCUCCACCAUGUUGAAUUUUGGUAUAUUUGGGAUCCCGAUGGUUGGCUCAGAUAUCUGCGGGUUUUACCCUGCGCCAACCGAAGAGCUUUGUAACCGUUGGAUCGAAUUGGGUGCGUUUUACCCGUUUUCAAGAGACCACGCGAAUUACUAUUCACCAAGACAAGAACUUUACCAAUGGAAGUCGGUUGCUAAAUCGGCAAGAAAUGCAUUAGGUAUGCGGUACAAGCUGCUUCCUUAUUUGUACACUUUGACUUAUGAAGCUCACACAACCGGUUCACCCAUUGCUCGACCGCUUUUUUUCUCGUUUCCAAGUAUAACCAAACUUUACAAUGUAAGCACACAGUUUUUGCUCGGAAGUAGCCUAAUGGUGUCGCCGGUUCUUGACAAACAUCAAACCAAAAUCAGUGUCAUGUUCCCAACUGGAACUUGGUAUAAUUUGUUUGAUUUGAGCAAAGUGGUUGUCGCGAAAGAGACAGAGUCUUUCUCCAUGGAUGCUCCCUUGCACGUGAUUAACGUCCAUUUAUAUCAAAACACGAUUCUUCCAAUGCAAAAGGGAGGAAUGAUAACACGAGAAGCAAGAACGACGCCGUUUACCUUGAUUGUGACUUUUCCGGCUGGGGCCACGGCGGGGGAGGCCAAAGGAAAGGUUUAUGUCGAUAAUGAUGAGCUGCCGGAGAUGGAAUUGGGAAACGGUCAGUCAACUUAUGUUGAGUUUAGCGCAAAGGCUGUUAACGGAGUUGUGAAGAUAUGGUCGGAGGUUCAAGAGAGUAAGUUUGCUCUUGAAAAAGGUUUGGUUAUCGAGAAAGUAACCGUGGUUGGGUUAACAGGGGUUAAAGGGGAAGUUUCGGUAGAGGUGGAGGGUAUUAUGGGAAUUUUGGAUGUUUCGAAGGUGGAAUUGGUUGAAACUGAGCAUAAGUUUUUAGAUGAGUUGAAAGGGAAGGGUGUUGGGAAGAGCAAAAUGGUUGAGGUUAAGGGGUUGAAUAUACCAAUUGGUAAACAAUUCUCGAUAUCAUGGGCAAUGAGAAUUGAUUAAAUGUUGAGGGGUCAAUUUGAAAAUUAUGGUGUUCCUUUUUGUAAUUUCCGUAAUUAUUUGUUUCAAGCAGAUAUCCUUUUAAAUAUUUUGUUUCUAUUUUA